Molecule: messenger RNA, 1377 nt
Organism: Kwoniella botswanensis
Lineage: Eukaryota; Fungi; Basidiomycota; Tremellomycetes; Tremellales; Cryptococcaceae
Product: allantoinase
Exons: 5
Coding region: 1-1377 (458 amino acids)
Biological process (GO): allantoin catabolic process; purine nucleobase catabolic process
Cellular component (GO): cytoplasm
Molecular function (GO): allantoinase activity; zinc ion binding; cobalt ion binding
Source: RefSeq, a predicted model, not a curated record
AUGACAAAACAGAUACUACUCGCUCCGCUCGCCAUCUUACCUGGCAAGGACCAACCACAACCAACAACUAUAGAAAUUGAUCUUGAUUCAGGUGUGAUCACAUCCAUCAAAGAGGGACUAGUGCGACCCACCGAAGAAGUUGGAGAUGUGAUGGUGAUUGAGAUUGAAGAAGGCAAGGUGGUCUUACCUGGAUUAGUAGACACGCAUGUUCAUCUCAACCAACCCGGUCGAACCGAAUGGGAAGGUUUCCAGACCGGUACAUUAGCAGCGAUCUCAGGAGGGGUGACUACGGUCAUUGACAUGCCUCUCAACUCGAUCCCACCUACCACCACGAUGGAGGGACUGAAAGUGAAAAGAGCCGAAGCGGAAAAAGUAGGCGUAAAUUGCGAUAUAGGGUUCUGGGGUGGGAUCAUACCUGGCAAUGCGGAUCAACUUGUUGGAAUGCUAGAUCAGGGGGUUAAAGGGUUUAAAUGUUUCUUGAUUGAAUCGGGUGUUGAGGAAUUCCCUUGUGUAGAUGAAAAGGAUUUGUUAAAAGCAUGUGAGGCUCUGAAGGACACAAACGCGUUGAUCCUCUUCCAUGCCGAGCUUGACUCCACUGCGCAUACUCAUGCCUCUCCACCGUCACCUGACCCUAAAGAAUAUUCCACUUUUCUCGCAUCCCGACCUGAAUCUUGGGAAGUAGACGCCUUAUCCUUGAUCCUCAAGCUAGCCAGACGUUAUUCCUCUUUACGAUUCCACAUCGUCCAUCUAUCAGCCGCUUCUGCCCUUCCCUCAAUUCGCCAAGCUCGCUCGGAAGGAGUGAAGAACCUAACGGUCGAAACAUGUUUUCAUUAUUUGUGUCUGACCGCCGAGGAAAUACCAGAUAAUGCAACUCAAUUCAAGUGUUGUCCACCGAUUCGAAAUUCCUCUAACAGACUGGAACUAAGACAGGCUCUGAUAGAUGGUGAGAUAGAUUAUGUGGUUUCGGACCAUUCGCCCUGUGUUCCCGAAUUGAAGAAAGGCGAUUUCCUAGAAGCUUGGGGUGGUAUAUCGGGAUUGGGCUUAGGGUUGAGUUUACUCUGGACCGAAUUUCAACAAGAUGAGAAAGUGGAUCUGGGUAGGGUGGUAGAUUGGAUGGGCUCCGCACAAGCUAAACAAGUGCAAUUAGAAGAUAAGGGCGGGUUGAAAGUUGGGAAUAAGGCGGAUUGGGUAUUAUUCGAUCCAAAGAAACAGUGGGAGGUGACUACUCAAUCCCUCUUAUUCAAAAAUAAAGUGUCGCCAUAUAUAGGUAAGACCCUCAGAGGUUUGGUGGAAAAGACGUAUCUUGGUGGUAAAUUAGUUUGGGAUCAUUCAAAGGGUGUAGAUGGAGUAGCAUACUCUCAAGGCAACUUAUUAUGA